This is a messenger RNA of Parascedosporium putredinis, 390 nucleotides long. The record is from the annotation of a GenBank genome assembly. Lineage: Eukaryota; Fungi; Ascomycota; Sordariomycetes; Microascales; Microascaceae.
AUGUCCAGAAGACCCGCAAAGGGCGAGUAUAUAGAGACGGACACGGGGAACAAAGUUGCCCGGAAGGCCAUUCUCGUUGGUACCCAAAACAUCAUGCUCGGAGGAAAGUCUGUCAUCCAGCCAGAGGCGAUGAUCCGAGGUGAUCUCGUCCGCUCCCAGCCGUCCUCAGGCUCACUACUCCGGCCGCCGGGUCGGCUGUUCAAAGGGGUCUAUAGCCACAUGCCUCUGAGGAUGGGUGACCAUGUAUUUGUGGGUGAAAGGACUGCUGUGCGGGCCGCCAGCAUCGGCAGCCACGUCCACAUUGGACACAACGUGGUGAUUGGGGAGUUUGCCAUCAUCAAGGACUAUGUCAAGAUUCUCGAUAACACCGUCGUGCCCCCAACAUGGUGA